CUGACACAGCCUAUGCUUCGGUUUGAACAGAUCUGGCCUGUUUGAAGUCUCUUUAAUCAGCUGAAGUGGUUUGGUUGAGAUCAUGAGCAGCGGUACUCCUUACAUCGGCAGUAAGAUCAGUCUGAUCUCUAAAGCUCAGAUUCGCUAUGAGGGGAUAUUAUACACUAUAGACACUGAUAAUUCCACCGUGGCUCUGGCGAAAGUGAGGUCUUUUGGGACGGAGGGGCGACCGACAGACCGGCCCGUGCCACCGAGGGAUGAGGUCUUCGAGUACAUCAUCUUCCGAGGAAGUGACAUCAAAGACAUCACGGUCUGUGAACCUCUGAAGAUGCACCACAGUCUUCCUCAGGACCCUGCUAUUGUUCAGUCGUCUGUGGGCUCGGUUCAUUACCCUGCAUCUCAGGGUGGCUACAGUCCUUACCGAAGCGUGCUGCCCUCCUACAGCCAGCUGGCCGCCAGCUCGCUCCUCAGCCAGCAGUAUGCCGCUGCCCUGGGCCUCGGCUCUGGCUUGCCUGGUGUUCCUGUGAGGAGAGGCCCAAUGGUUGAGCAGGCUGUUCAGACCGUGCCUGCGGAGAAAGCGGCGCAGAAGAAGGGUUUGUCUGGAGCGCAGCAGCAGGGAGGAGAGACAGGCCAAGCGCAGAGGGCCAGAGCCCCGGCCCAGAGAGCUGCACAGCAAGGAGCCUUGAAGGGACCAAGUUCAGCCAAUGACGAGAACAAGCCUCCAGGCAGCAGAAGAAAACAGGGAGCUCGACGGUCCAGGAACCGUGGCAGAGGUCAAAUCCUUGUAGGCAGCAUGAAGCCCAGCACCCUGCAGUUUGAGUCGGACUUUGACUUCGAAAUGGCAAACGCUCAGUUUAAUAAAGACGAGCUGGAGAAAGAGAUUGAAGACCAGCUCAGUGUUCAAGAACCAAAGGAGAGCCCAGAGGAAAGGAGCGAUAAAGAGAAGGAAAAGCCUGUCCUUGAGAGUGAGAGCAAUGUAGAAGAGGAUCCACUCGGGCCCAAGUGCUUUUACAAUAAAGCCAAGUGCUUCUUCGAUAACGUCUCCUCAGAACUUAAGUCAAGACGUACCACAUGGGCUGAGGAGAGGAAGCUGAACGUGGAGACUUUUGGGGUCCCUGGGCGGUUUCUACGAGGCCGUGGUUUUCGGGGUAAUUUCAGAGGGAGACGGGGCCAAGUGGUUGCACAGCACCCUGUUCCACAGAGGGUAGGGAGUGGACGGCUCUGAGGCCUGGCAUGCACUGCCUUCCUCUGGGACGUGGGUGAUUUGGUCUGGUCUAUGAAUUUGGUUUCCAGUGUCUGAGAUCUUCAGUGGUAAAUAUCACUAGACUCGCCCUACUGUGGAAAAAUGGCUACACUGAUUGUUACUUUUCAUUUGUUUAAAUGGCCUUUUCCUUUUUGUUUAAUGAGGAAUCUCUCAGCUUUAAUGUGAAUGCACCUUAAUCUAUCAGUGAUUUUCUGCAUUUGAACUAGGAUAGCACUUUUAUUUGCAUGUAUGACCAAUUUAAUGGCUGUACAGGAAUAUCCAGUUAGAUGGAAUAGAUUAAAUUCAGCCUAUGGCAUGUCGUCCCCGAUUAAAUUAUUUAUAUAUAUAUUUUUUUUUUCUUCAAUGUGUGAUUUUUGUAAGGGGAUCUUGUUCUUGAUUGUUAAUAAAUGUAGAAAAUGU
Carassius carassius (crucian carp) is the source of this 1663-nucleotide messenger RNA. RefSeq names its product LSM family member 14B (gene lsm14b). The record is from RefSeq and is a predicted model, not a curated record. The transcript is spliced from 9 exons. NCBI's taxonomy places the organism in Eukaryota, Metazoa, Chordata, Actinopteri, Cypriniformes, Cyprinidae. Gene Ontology annotation, molecular function: mRNA binding. The coding region runs from base 83 to 1225 and encodes 380 amino acids.